UUCUUCGUUAAUUAUGAUUCAAUCAUUUAACUCCUCUUUCAACUUUUGAUCCAUCACUUGGCGCAAAUCGUCGAACACUUGCGCGCCAAGCAACGGAUCGUGGAUCGACGAGGUCUUCUCCUACUCGUCGUCGACGGCGAUGGCUAGGUCCCAGAAAUUCCUGAAGAGCCUCAUCGAGCACUUCUUCGACGGAACUGAAGCAGAGGGGAAGGAGAAGGAGAAGGAGAGGGAGAGGGAGGAGGAGGACCUGGAGGCGAUCGCGUCCAAGGAGCGGAGGGUCUUCCGGUACGAGGUGCUGGUGGCGGCCACCCGCAAGUUUAGCCCUAAGAAUAAACUCGGCGAGGGCGGAUUCGGGCCCGUCUUCAGGGGGCGGCUGGAGGAUGGACGGGAGGUGGCGGUCAAGCGGCUGGGGCAGGCGUCGCGGCAGGGGACGAGGGAGUUCAUGAACGAGGCGAUGCUGCUAGCGAAGGUGCAGCACAAGAACCUGGUGAACCUCUACGGCUACUGCGCCCGCGGCAACGACAAGCUUCUCGUCUACGAGUACGUGUGCAACGAGAGCCUCGACAAGAUCCUCUUCUCCAGAGAGCCGAAUGAUGGGAAGAAGGCGCUGUUGGACUGGAGUCGGCGGUUUCAGGUGAUCGCCGGGGUGGCCCGAGGGCUGAUGUACCUGCACGAGGAUGCGCACACCACUAUCAUCCACCGCGAUAUCAAGGCCAGCAACAUCCUGCUGGACGAGGAGUGGGCCCCCAAGAUCGCCGACUUCGGAAUGGCCCGCCUCUUCCCGGCGGAGCAGACCCAGGUGAAGACCCGCGUCGUGGGCACCAACGGCUACAUGGCCCCUGAGUACGUCAUGCACGGCUCUCUCUCCACCAAGGUCGACGUCUUCAGCUUCGGCGUCGUCCUCCUCGAGCUCAUCUCCGGCCGCAAGAACGCCUCCUUCGCCCACCUCCCUGAACCCCACGCCAGAAGCCUUCUCGAAUGGGCCUGGCGGCUACACAGGAAUGGGCGGAGCCUGGAGCUGCUGGAUCCGUCGCUGAAAUCGGCCGCCUUCGACGGCGCGGAGCAAGUGGAGCUGUGCGUCCAUCUCGGGCUUCUCUGCGUCCAGUGCGACCCCAAGCUGCGGCCGGCCAUGAACCGCGUGGUGCUCGUCUUGACCAAGAGGCCGAGAGUGUUGGAAGAUCCCACAAGGCCGGGGAUGCUUUUUCCAAGGCAUCGGAGACACCGAGGUGAGGCGGCGGCAUGCUCCUCCAGCCCCAACCCUUCGUCGGCAGAAUCUUCUGCCACCGCCUGCGCGACCCCCAAUAGAUUGUCUUUGCAUAAGCAACCGCACACUGUGCAACUGUAAAGCCUGUAAAGUCUGCUUCCUCCCAUUUGUAAAAUUUUGCCAACAUUUGAAUAAAAUGAAUAAGAAAAAGUGAUU
Molecule: messenger RNA, 1420 nt
Organism: Zingiber officinale
Lineage: Eukaryota; Viridiplantae; Streptophyta; Magnoliopsida; Zingiberales; Zingiberaceae
Product: cysteine-rich receptor-like protein kinase 10
Exons: 5
Coding region: 140-1345 (401 amino acids)
Biological process (GO): protein phosphorylation
Molecular function (GO): ATP binding; protein kinase activity
Source: RefSeq, a predicted model, not a curated record